This is a messenger RNA of Trichoderma breve, 801 nucleotides long. Its product is annotated as med18 protein domain-containing protein. Gene Ontology annotation, cellular component: mediator complex. NCBI's taxonomy places the organism in Eukaryota, Fungi, Ascomycota, Sordariomycetes, Hypocreales, Hypocreaceae. The record is from RefSeq and is a predicted model, not a curated record. The transcript is spliced from 3 exons. Bases 1 to 801 code for a protein of 266 amino acids. Gene Ontology annotation, molecular function: transcription coregulator activity. Gene Ontology annotation, biological process: regulation of transcription by RNA polymerase II.
AUGUACGAGCUGUUCCUCACAGCCCUCGUUGAGGACAGCGACAUCAACACGGCCCUCGCUGUAUUGAGUGGCUUCUGCUCUAUGCAGCCAUGGGAAUCCGUGAGCCGAGUCAUUUAUUUCCAGGGUCCUCCUCGUCCGUCCGGAAUCACCAACCAGCGCUCCUUUGAGAAGCCUAUUCGCAAAGAGGCCGCCCUGCUCUGGAAGGAAUUGCAUCAGAAUCUUUCCCGCCAGUCAUUUGUCCUCCAGGCUCGCUAUGAAAUCUACAAGGAUCGAGACUUGGGUCCUUCUGCCGAACCAGUUGAUCUCGACACCGUGCCAGGCAUCCUGAGAUGGACAGACUUUCCAGAUCCCCCUCGGAAUCAGCCGAUUCUCGCUCAACGCAAAAAGGUUGAGCUUUGGGAACAGAGAAAACUACUCUCUGUAUUGCGAGAAAAUAACCAUCAGUACAAAACAGAGACAGUAGAAGAGAUGCACUACUUUGUCGGGCCGCUUGAGGACUAUGUUCCCCUUGCAGCCAAGUCGGCUCCCCCAACGGAACCGAAGCCUACUCUGCCAGCUUGGGAGUCUCUCACACGGGUUGAUUCGCAGAAUCGCUGGAUUCUCCAGGUCAAGGCGCACGUCGUUCAAGAUAACAAGCCAGAUGAGAUAAAGAAGGCGCAAGACCAGCUUUUAAAGUUUCGCACAGAUCUAGAAGGCGUUUUCGAUUUCAAAGUCAUUGACCGAAAAGUACACGACACUCGAGUGGUCAUGCAGCAGCAGGGCGUUCAGGUACUCCCGCAGAAAGUGCUUCUGGGGAAGUAA